Coccidioides posadasii C735 delta SOWgp is the source of this 1403-nucleotide messenger RNA. RefSeq lists its product as uncharacterized. Lineage: Eukaryota; Fungi; Ascomycota; Eurotiomycetes; Onygenales; Onygenaceae. Gene Ontology annotation, molecular function: ubiquitin protein ligase activity; metal ion binding. The record is from RefSeq and is a predicted model, not a curated record. Gene Ontology annotation, biological process: protein polyubiquitination.
AUCAAAUGGCACUUCAGCAAGGAAGCUCUUCUCGUCGCCAGACCCUUCCUCCCAGCCAGGUGGAUUGUAUAUGGUGGAAGAAGGGCUACUGCUAUCGGGGCACCAAAUGCUACUUCCGUCAUGACGCAGCUCUCGCGGGGAUUGACAAGGAUAAGGACAGCCCGCGGACUGCCAAAUCCACAGAACCAGGGGUAUCUCGAUCUCCAGAGCCCGCUUCCCCCUCCACGGGACCCGCCCAGCCACGGGAAUCAUGUGCAAUCUGUCUGGAGGUGCCGGUCACUUAUGGGCUUCUGAUCCAUUGUGAUCAUGUUUUCUGCCUGGAUUGCAUUCGCAGCUGGCGCUCCUCCUCGAACAACGAACAACCCGAAGACCCUGAUUACAUGACAGACCAAGCCGCGCUUUCGAAAACUACAAAGACUUGUCCGUUAUGCAGGAAAAAGAGUACCUUCAUCGUCCCAAGUUCCAUAUUUCCCACUCCGCCGAUUGCCGAUAGUUCGGCAAGCACACAAGAUAAGAAGCCUGCUAGCGGGCAAAACAACUUGGAAGGUGCGGAAGAAAUUAAGAACCCCGUUAAAGAGGAAAUCAUACAAGGUUAUCUCUCGAGAUUAAAGAAAAUACCCUGCCGAUACUUCAACGAGGAAGUUAGGCGCUGGCGCGAAGCUAUAACUAGGUUUGAGACUGGGCACACAGCAUCUCAGCCCCUGCCCGAGUUGAGCUUCCAGCCACAGUGCUACUUUGCGAACGAGUGCCAUUACGCCCACACUGAUCCCCUCACGAACGAACCAUAUAUUUUUUCUCAACUUGAAAUUAGACGCAUGAAGCGCAAAAGAGCCGAGGAGAGGAAUCGACAGCUCAGAGCCCGAUUCCAUUAUGGACCUGCCGAACAGUUGGAAAUGUUGACACGCACCAUCGAAGCGUUUUCCUUCAACGACGAUGCCACAAGAGACUCGUCAUUCCCCAACGGAUCGGGGCAUUCUUUGUCUCCCUUUUCAGAACCUGAAGAUGAGUUGCAAGAGCUGGGUAUUAUGCUUUCAUUGUCAAGGCUAAGACCUAUCGGUCAUCCCGGGCCUGUUGACGACCCAUUCGAUUCCGAUUACGACGGUGUCCUUUUUAUGGACUCUGGUCUCGAUGACUGCGAUAGCGACUUUGAAGAUUAUGAAACUGUGGCCUAUUAGCUCGCCCUCCCAUCGAUGGCAUUGACAUUGAGUGGAAAACCUAAACUUUGAAUAACAACCCAAAUGUUCAUUUUCCUUAUUCACGUUGAUGGGGUUAAUUGGAGGAUGGAUAUGGGGCUUCGUUUAUGAAUCCAUGGUUUGCUUCAACGGCGUUUGUCGCGAUGGAGUUAUUUCUGGGUUAUACAUAUGUAACUAGGUAGUUCGCUUUUUCCUCUUUUUUUCAGCACA